UUCCAGAAGUGUGACGGUUACUCGAAGUACCGUCAAAGACAGCACAAGGACGACAAGGGCAGCCCAGAUCAGAAAUGGCCCGAUCACCUCGAGGAGGCGUUCUUCCGAGCUCUGGUAAAGUACCCGCCCAUGGGUCGACGCAAGCAGAUGCACAAGGAGAAGCAGCGUGGCCGCAACGAGCUUAUAGCCGAUCACAUUCAGGAGCUCACAGCCGAAAGCCGCACCAGGAAACAAGUCUCGAGCCACAUUCAGGUGCUCAAGCCAUUCGUCGAGAGUGAU
Messenger RNA from Baudoinia panamericana UAMH 10762, 279 nucleotides. RefSeq lists its product as uncharacterized. Gene Ontology annotation, cellular component: transcription regulator complex. The transcript is spliced from 2 exons. Gene Ontology annotation, biological process: regulation of transcription by RNA polymerase II. The record is from RefSeq and is a predicted model, not a curated record. The annotation marks the transcript as partial. Gene Ontology annotation, molecular function: RNA polymerase II cis-regulatory region sequence-specific DNA binding; DNA-binding transcription factor activity, RNA polymerase II-specific. NCBI's taxonomy places the organism in Eukaryota, Fungi, Ascomycota, Dothideomycetes, Mycosphaerellales, Teratosphaeriaceae.